UUGCGUCUCCUUUCAACCAACACGCCCAAGUGACCGCAUCUCAACAAUUUGGGUUGGCAUUGUAGAGAUCACCGGCACAAUGCCUAUCCCAAUCAUUUCGGAGGGUCUUUUCGAAGGCUUUGACUCUGUACCCUAUCUGCCUACCGUUCUGAAGACCGUACCGGCACUUUUAUUGGUUUAUCUUCUGAAAAGGUACUUUGGAGGAGCUGUAAAUAAAUCGGAGCGACUUAUGCGAUCCAAGGUGGUUAUGAUAACCGGUGGAACAUCAGGUGUUGGGGCCAGCGUGGCUCGUGAACUCGCCCAACGAGGAGCCCAAGUGAUCCUUUUGACGCAGCAUCCUCCAUCCGAUCCUUUUCUUGCCGAAUACAUUGAGGACCUGCGAGCAACGACUAAUAAUGAGCUCGUCUACGCGGAGCAGGUUGAUCUGUCUUCUUUACAUUCGAUAAGACUUUUCGCGACGAAAUGGGUAGACAAUGCCCCGCCACGACGCCUCGACAUGAUCAUUCUCUGUGCGGCGACUAUGACGCCGCCUAGAAGUAAACCUGAAGUUACCAAAGAUGGACUCGAAGCGAGCUGGGGCAUCAACUAUCUCGCAAACUUUCAUUUGCUGUCGAUUUUGAGUCCAGCAUUACGAGCCCAACCUCCCGAUAGAGAUGUCCGUGUUAUCUUUGGAACUUGCUCAAGCUACAUGGGAGGAAAUAUCGACCAAAAGGUGAAGAAGCAGAAAUAUGCGAGCACAAAUGUCUAUGGGACGAGCAAAUUAGCCUUGAUGGUAUUUGCGCAAGCAUUCCAAAAGCAUCUUGAGGCGUACAAGCGGCCCGAUAGUCAGCCAAACAACACACGUGUCGUUUUAGCAGACCCCGGAUGGUCACGCACACCGGGGAUGCGCAGGUGGUUAACAGCUGGAUCACUAUGGGGGCUGUUUUUCUAUCUCAUCAUGUGGCCUUUCUGGUGGUUGGUGCUAAAAUCUCCAGACCAAGGCGCACAGAGUUUUCUGCUCGCUGCCAUGGAGGCAGAUCUUGGAAGGGGAGCAGGUGGCCGCAUGAUAAAAGAGUGCAGAGAUAUUGCUUACGUGCGACCAGAAAUCAAAGAUGACAACGCGGCCAAGGAUUUGUGGGCGUUAUCUGAGAAGCAAAUUGAGACGUUGGAGAAAGAGGGCGCCAUCAAAAGGACCCAAGAGAAGAAGGAGAAGGAAAAACGAGAGAAAACGGAGAAGGCCACCACGGAUGGUGGUUUACAGAGUGAGAACCGAGCCGAUCAGUCGAGAAAGGCUGGAUCUCGAAGAAGUCGCAAAGCUGCGUAAGGAAAUAUUAGGGACCUGGGAUGGCAUGUUUAUCUUGUGGUGUGUUCCAAAAGUAUCUUUACAAAAUUCAUAGCGUUUGGCGUUGGCGAUGGUAUACCGUUGCAUACAAAAUGCCGAAGUGUAAAUAUUUAUCUCGGUCGCUGAGGUCCAAAAGGGUAUAUACUAUGAGUACCAUAGAUAAAUACAAUUUGAACUUAUCAAGUGGGAUGUCAUCCAGGAGUAGAAAAUGGGAGACAGAUAAUGCCACGAACACAAGCCGUUGAGCCAUUGCAAAGGUCGAGAUGAGGGCUAGAAAGGGAG
Molecule: messenger RNA, 1603 nt
Organism: Xylona heveae TC161
Lineage: Eukaryota; Fungi; Ascomycota; Xylonomycetes; Xylonales; Xylonaceae
Product: NAD(P)-binding protein
Exons: 2
Coding region: 80-1303 (407 amino acids)
Source: RefSeq, a predicted model, not a curated record